Molecule: messenger RNA, 1813 nt
Organism: Sesamum indicum (sesame)
Lineage: Eukaryota; Viridiplantae; Streptophyta; Magnoliopsida; Lamiales; Pedaliaceae
Product: zinc finger CCCH domain-containing protein 11
Biological process (GO): cytoplasmic translation
Cellular component (GO): cytosol
Molecular function (GO): mRNA binding; metal ion binding
Source: RefSeq, a predicted model, not a curated record
AACAGAUGGGCCUUGGAUUCAACAUUAACGGUUACGGGUUAUCUAUUCGCAGACCAGACCCGUUAAAAUCCGCAAGGGUGACAACGUAACUCACAGAGUCCAGUAGCUUCUCGAAACCCGACUCUCCCUCAGAACCAACACAUCCUCGCCCCACAACACUCGCACAGGCUUCUCUACUUCCGGCGACGCCAUUUUUUCCGGCGCCAAAGCUUGUAUUACAAACCUAUCCCUGUAGAAUUACAAUCUUUUUUUUAAUUGAUUAUCGAGUUUAAAUAUUCAAUUCCGGAAGAAGAAAACAGAAAAUGCCGCCGAAGCAGCAAUCGAAAGCGGAUUUGGCGAAGAAACAGAAGAUAGUCGAGGACAAGACGUUCGGAUUGAAGAACAAGAACAAGUCGAAAAAUGUACAGAAGUACGUACAGUCCCUCAAACAAUCGGUUCAGCCCAAGCCUGACCCGAGCAAACUCAAUGCCCAGAAGAAGAAAGAGGAGGAGAAGGCAAGAGAGAAGGAGCUCAAUGAGUUAUUUAAAGUUGCUAUAAAACAACCUAAAGUUCCUGUUGGUGUUGAUCCAAAGUCAAUUGUAUGUGAGCAUUUUAAGGUGGGACAAUGUGCGAAAGGGUUUAAAUGCAAGUUCUCCCAUGACUUGAAUGUGCAGAGGAAAGGAGAGAAGAUAGAUAUCUACAGUGAUAAGCGUGAUGAAGAAAAAGAACGUGAAACAAUGGAGGACUGGGACCAAGAGACAUUGGAGAAGGUUGUUGCAUCCAAGAGCAACGAGUACAACAAAAAUAAGCCUACUGAUAUAGUGUGUAAAUACUUUCUGGAAGCAGUGGAGAAGAAGCAGUAUGGUUGGUUUUGGGUCUGCCCAAAUGGUGGUAAAGACUGUCAUUACAGACAUGCACUUCCGCCUGGGUAUGUUUUAAAGUCUCAGAUGAAAGCUCUUUUAGAGGAGGAAAGUGAAAAGAUACCCAUAGAAGAGGAGAUAGAAAACCAGCGUGCAAAAGUAACUUCUACAACUCCUAUGACUCCAGAGUUGUUUAUGCAAUGGAAAAAGAGAAAGAUGGAGGAGAGAGAAGCCAGUCUUGCUGCACAGAGGGCAGAGAGAGCAAAGAAUGACCGCAUGAGUGGUCGUGAGCUGUUCCUCUCAGACGCAAGCUUAUUUGUUGAUGAUGCUGAAGCCUAUGACAAAUACCAAAGAGAAGAAGAACCAGACUCAGAUCAAAAGGUCAACAAAGAUCCUCCAACAGAUAGGCCAGGUUCUUCCACAUCAACUACACAUGAUGCAGAAGGUAUUCCUGAUGAUGAUGAUGACGAUCUUGACAUAGAUGAACUAAAUGAACUGGAAGCUAGCCUAUCAAGAACAACAUUACAAAUCAAAGAAUCAGGUGACCACGUGUGAUCCUGUGUGUCACAGAGUACAGUCCAAGCGCAUUUUUUGCUCGGCUCUUGACGUCGGAAAAUAGGGCUUAGUUGGAGUCUCCUAGCUGAAGUGCAUUGUGUGCGAGAGAGCUAGGGUUUCCUUACGCCAGGUGAUACCAAUAGUAAGUCUCUUAUGGUCUAUAUCAUGCUAAAUCUGGUAAUAGGUUGUCUUCCAAUCCUAGGAUUGAGCUGGAGUUCAUUGGUUAUUAUAACUCAGCCAGAGUUUUGCACUUGAUUGUUGUGCAAAUUUAUAGAGCAGUAUCAGCCCCCAUGAAACGUUAAUUUGUUUCAUUGAAUAUGUAACCCGACUCCUCUUUCCUUUCAUGAAUCUUGUGAGGCUGUCUCCAGAUGCUUCUAAAUAAUUGCUAACAAAGGUAAUGCAUUUGAAAAUUGAUGUAA